Molecule: messenger RNA, 771 nt
Organism: Trichechus manatus latirostris (Florida manatee)
Lineage: Eukaryota; Metazoa; Chordata; Mammalia; Sirenia; Trichechidae
Gene: WFDC8
Product: WAP four-disulfide core domain 8
Exons: 6
Coding region: 1-771 (256 amino acids)
Cellular component (GO): extracellular region
Molecular function (GO): serine-type endopeptidase inhibitor activity
Source: RefSeq, a predicted model, not a curated record
AUGUGGAGAUUCUGCCAGUAUGUCUACAUCUAUGUCUAUUCCCACUGUGCAUUAAGUCUUCACAUUAUCUCAUCUAAUCCUCACAAUAAGGACAACAACGCCACCAGGCGUCUUCCUCUCCACAGUUCCACCUUCUCCUGGAGGAAUUUAGUUCUCCUGCUGCUUCUCUCCCUCUUUUGGGGAGGUCAUUCCUCAUGGUCAUUCCUCAAAUUCAAAAAGAAACCAGGGAAGUGUCCCAAAGAGAGACUCCACUGUACUUCUUUGACUUUUAGCUGCCAAAGGGAUAUCGACUGCCAAGAUUACCUGAAGUGCUGCAGUUUCAACUGUAUGAAGACGUGCUUGGAUCCACCCUGCUUGCUGCCACCUAAGCCAGGAGACUGCCAUGAUCAAGAGAAGCGCUAUUUUUACGACCCUAAACAACAUCAGUGCAUAAGUUUUGUGUAUGGAGGCUGCCAUGGGAACGUCAACAACUUCCUCUCCGAGGCUAACUGCAAGAAGGCCUGCGCACGAGUCUUCAAGAAGGGACAGUGCCCGCUCUUUCCUUUCAACAACCAUAUGCAGUGUCCAAAUUCGUGCAGGAGUGACUACGAUUGCCCCAUGACUGACAAAUGUUGUGAAUCCGCGUGUGGCUUUGUUUGCGCCAAGUCCGGGAAAGUCAAAAGCAGUCACUGUCCACAUAAGCCCGAAAACUGUUUUAAGAUUGAAGAACCCAAGUGCCAGCAGGAUUAUGAUUGCAAAACACAAGAGAAGUGCUGCUUGUUUGUGGACUGA